Cloeon dipterum is the source of this 667-nucleotide messenger RNA. RefSeq names its product ribosomal protein L35A (gene RpL35A). Gene Ontology annotation, molecular function: structural constituent of ribosome. The record is from RefSeq and is a predicted model, not a curated record. Gene Ontology annotation, biological process: cytoplasmic translation; ribosomal large subunit biogenesis. Bases 149 to 610 code for a protein of 153 amino acids. The transcript is spliced from 4 exons. Gene Ontology annotation, cellular component: ribosome; cytosolic large ribosomal subunit. NCBI's taxonomy places the organism in Eukaryota, Metazoa, Arthropoda, Insecta, Ephemeroptera, Baetidae.
UGACAUGUGGCAUUCGCGCCAAGCGCCAUUUUCGAAUUUCAAAAUGUCUCCCGCAAUGACGACGCACGCGCCAUCUAUCAACAGUGGUACUAGUCGGUCACUCCCACCAAUCUUUCGUUCAGCUGCCGCUUGAUUGUACCAAAUCACAAUGGCAGAUGUAGAAAAGAAGUCGAAGCCCAAGGCGCCGAAAGAGAAGAAGGCGCCGAAGGAGAAGCCCGCCGCGGCGCCAGCAGCCGCUGAGGCACCCAAGAAGGUGUCCAGGAGGCCGCUCAAGAGGCACGGUCGCCUCUACGCCAAGGCUGUCUUCACCGGCUACAAGCGUGGCUUGAGGAAUCAGCACGAAAACACGGCCCUUCUUAAGGUAGAAGGAUGCCUGAACCAGCUAGACACCCAAUUCUAUGUUGGAAAGAAGUGUGUCUUUGUCUACAAGGCGAAGAGGAAGACCAGGGUGCCCAACUCUAACAAGAAGUCGAAGGUUCGGGCUAUCUGGGGCAAGGUGACGAGAUCACACGGCUGCAGCGGUGGAGUUAGAGCCAAGUUCAGACGCAACCUCCCGGCUAAGGCUAUUGGACACAGGAUCCGCAUUAUGCUGUACCCAUCUCGGAUCUAAUUGCUCUGCCCUGUUCCAACUUUAAUAUAAUAAAAAACAAACAAUUCUUCACAAUAA